This is a messenger RNA of Heterotrigona itama, 555 nucleotides long. The record is from the annotation of a GenBank genome assembly. NCBI's taxonomy places the organism in Eukaryota, Metazoa, Arthropoda, Insecta, Hymenoptera, Apidae.
AUGGACAAUUUUGUGAAUAACAAAGGUGAUAAAAACACAUAGAAAAGAUUGAACUAUCUUUAACAAAUUAAUCUACUUUUAGGCAAGAAGAAGAGAAAUAAUAAUAAACGUGAAUUGUGUUUGUUUUACUCUAAUAUCAUAUCGAUCGAAAAAUUAUUAUUUGCAAAGCAAAAUAUUCGGACGCUGAUAAUAAUUGGUCAACGAGAUAUUAGUUCUUUCAGUGCAAUUUCACAAUUAAUAGAAUUGCAGGAAUUAUGGAUCGUCGAGUGUGGUAUCAAGGAUGUACCACCCUUCAAAGAAAAUUGUUUAUUGAAGAAACUUUAUCUGUAUUCCAACGAAAUAUCUCACAUACCAAAUUUAGAAGUUUGUUCACAUUUAAAUGUUUUAUAUCUAUCAGGAAACAAUAUACGCAAACUUGAGAAUUUGGAUACGUUAACGUGGCUACAGGAGCUUAAUUUAGCUAACAAUAAAUUAGAAAGAAUAAAUAAAAUAUCUUGGAGAAAGUCUGAACUACGCAGUCUAAAUUUAGCAGGAAAUCCCUUGUGUUUUAUAAAG